This is a messenger RNA of Pseudogymnoascus verrucosus, 2580 nucleotides long. RefSeq lists its product as uncharacterized. Gene Ontology annotation, molecular function: ATP transmembrane transporter activity; calcium ion binding. The coding region runs from base 254 to 2116 and encodes 620 amino acids. Lineage: Eukaryota; Fungi; Ascomycota; Leotiomycetes; Thelebolales; Thelebolaceae. The record is from RefSeq and is a predicted model, not a curated record. Gene Ontology annotation, biological process: transmembrane transport. The transcript is spliced from 6 exons.
GAUUGAGGCUCCGCAAACCCCGGCGAUUAUUUUCGUCGCUAGAGGUCAUUACGGUAAGCUCCAGACCUUGGUUUGCGCUACGUCCACCCAACUCUGACGAAACAGCGAAGGGCUAUUUCAAUGACUUGUAAUCCGAACACUGGGAUAACUUUUACGCUCGCCCACGACGACCGAGGUUGCUAAUCUGAUUUCAUACUUGGUCUCGCAUCUCGAUGAUAGAGCUACUGUCUGCAUACUGUCCACAUGGACGGCCAUGACUUGGAAGAAUCUUGCGACCUCUGUCAACAUGGAGCUGUUGGAGUCUCAGAACGAGAGGGAUGCCCGUGUUGAGGAUCUCUGGAGGCAUCUCGACCCCAAGGAGACGGGGGAGAUUGACCUGAAGGGCCUGCAAAGAGGCCUGAAGAAGUUGAACCACCCUCUCAAAAAUGCAAACCAUUUACUCGAGGAUGUCAUGAAGGCUGUGGAUUCCAACGGGGAUGGCAAGAUUCAAUACGAAGAGUUCCGAACCUUCGUAGAGGAAACCGAAAGCCAAUUAUAUUCGUUAUUCAAAUCGAUCGAUAAAAAUAACGACGGAAAGCUCGUAAAGGACGAAUUAAAGGCCGCCUUCAAAGUCGCCGGCUUAACUGUACCACCAGCAAAGCUUGACGACUUUUUUGCGGGGGUUGAUCGAGACAACUCGGGGGCGAUAACGUUCGACGAAUGGAGGGACUUCCUCUUAUUCCUACCGAAUGACACACCAGGGCUUAAAGCAAUCCUGUCAUAUUAUUCUUCUACAGUUGCGAUAAAUGCGGAGGGAGAUACACAGUUGAGAGAUGAAUACAUCGACAGUUUAGGUACUGCACCAAGUUUCUUUUCAGUCCUCUUCGGCUCUAUAUCUAGCAUAGCACGACGUCCCGGCCAGCCACGUGAAAGUUCAACACCAUCACCAGAGCCACCAGCAGAAUCGAACUUGGAUCAUCAACAACCACAUUCGAGUCUACACUCAACCCCUCACACUCACAGCAGCGAAGAACAAGAUACAGGUUAUCUUGUGUCGCAUCACUUCAUGCCAGGUCAAUUCCGACACGUCGAGCCAGACUUUACAGAUGAUAUUGACGCUACUCCACGUCUGAGGAAAAGGAAACAUUCACGAAUGAUGAGACUAACAUUUCUUUUGCCUGAUCCAGGCUAUUUUGCUGCUGGUGGCAUUGCAGGUGUUAUAUCACGUACGGCGACUGCGCCACUCGACCGACUGAAGGUCUAUCUCAUUGCGAACACCGGCAACGUUAAAGAUACACUUUCGGCUGCAAAGAAGGGAGAUGCCGUUAAGGCAGUCAGACAUGUCGGGCGGCCGCUCAUUGAUGCUACGAAAGAGCUCUGGAAGGCCGGGGGGAUGAGGAGUCUUUUCGCAGGUAAUGGGCUCAAUGUGAUUAAAGUCAUGCCCGAAUCCGCCAUCAAAUUCGGCUCUUAUGAAGGUGCAAAACGUGCACUUGCGUCGUUUGAAGGCCAUGGAGAUCCGCAAAAUAUUAAUGGGGUUUCCAAAUUCAUCGCCGGUGGGAUGGGUGGCAUGGUUUCGCAACUUUGUGUAUAUCCCUUGGACACAUUAAAAUUCCGCAUGCAGUGUAAUGUGGAGGCACACGGCCUCCGAGGCAACGCUCUGAUUGUCUCCACCGCCAAGCAAAUGAUCCGCGAAGGAGGGAUGAUGUCGGCAUACCGCGGUCUCACCAUGGGUCUCGUCGGAAUGUUCCCCUACUCCGCCAUAGAUCUCGGGACCUUCGAGUUCCUCAAGUCAUCGAUUAUUUCGUACAACGCCAAGAAGAUGAAUCUUCCCCUGGACCACCCAGAUGUCUACCCGGGAUCGUUCGCCACUGGUACUAUCGGUGCUUUCUCUGGUGCUUUCGGUGCCUCCAUCGUGUACCCCGUCAACCUUCUCCGCACUCGCCUUCAGGCCCAGGGAACCGUACUUCACCCCCAAACCUAUACCGGUGUUGUCGACUGUGCCAGGAAAACCGUGGGGAAGGAAGGAGUCAGAGGCCUGUUCAAGGGCAUUACCCCCAAUCUUUUGAAAGUGGUGCCAGCAGUCAGCAUCACUUACAUGGUUUACGAGAACGCCAAGAAGGUCAUGCACCUUCGUUAAGCUUCUUUAUUGCAGGCAGUCCUCUUGUCUAAGCUGUGGGAUUAAAUUUUAUAAUUCUGCAGGACUGAGAAAGCGGGCUUGAAUAUUUCUGGGGAAACCCUCGUAGCGAGCGAAGGGAUACCUCUUGCAGUUUAUUAAGGCGGUUGAGUUUGAAGUUUGAAGGUGCGGAGGGAGAUGUAUGUGUGUAGCAAAGGGAUGAUACAAAGAUACCGUUGGGGUAGCAUUUAGCGGGGCGUUUGGGCUGGCGGUUGUGGUCUGGCGUUUUAGACAAAGUCUGGAUAGUAGCAGCCUACGGGUUUUGCAUUUGUGGAGAAAUAGAGCCUGAUGUAUGGAGAUGUGCGAGUGUAUUUGUGAAUGUACUUGUCGUUGGUGCUUGCCCUCCUUUUGUAUGCCAGCAAGUUGCUGAUUCGAGAGCCUCUCCACCCCUUAUAUUGUGCCAUACUCAAAGAACAAUCACAUACGAC